CCAACACCAACCAAACAACCCCGUCUUUCUCAAUUUGCGUCCUCGUUUCAUACCCUCCACCUGGUCUAGCUCGUUUUCAGAAGAAAAUAUUAAGACGACACUGACAAAGGGUUCGGCAAACAAGUGGGGUGUUUCCAUCAGAUCUCGGGUCUUCACACUCCUCACGCCUAGAAAGAGUGCUCUGAGUCUUCGAAAGGUUCUAUCAACCUCAUCAAUUCCGCCAGAAGCACCGAAGUUCCGAACUUGACCUUGUUCAGUUGAGCAGCCUUGAAGCCUUGAUCUCUCACCAGGUCGUGUACGUUUUGCCUGUAUCCUCUCACACCUGUUUGUGUGUCGGGGUUUUUUUUCACCCUUUCGUUCAUCCAUUUCACCCUAUACAACAUAAAUUUUGUUUUCGACUUCUUGCAGUUCUUGCUCCACUCUACCCACCCGCUCAAAACCCUUAUCUUAUUAGUUAUUUACAUUGCAGUACAAUUCCCCUAGUACUGUACUGGGACUGUAUUAUCUUUUCAAAUAUUUCAACACACAAGUCUUACGCACUAAUUCAACCGCUCGUCCAAUUCUCUGUUAUCUCCGUCCUCCCUUGCGCCUCGUGCUUUCAACAAAACAACGUCCAAUUCAACGUCAUCGGCACUGUUCAAAACAUCUCCGGGCAACGCAACAAAGGUCUCCAAUACAUAACCUUCGCUUCGAUUCAUGUCUGCAUACAUGAUGGUCUCGCAACCCUCUCCGGCCCUUCCCCAUACUCUCCCCUUCAUAUCCUCACCUGAUUCACCGAAUGUGAUUCCUAGCACAAAUGCUAAUCCUGCGGGUUGCGAAUCAACUCCCGACACAACUCGAUCACCAUCGACUUACUUCCAUUCAUCAGAACCUCAGCAGAACCAUCAGAACCACAAUGCUGAAUCAUCUAAUGAGCAGCUCUCGGACCCAGAUAGCCAAUGUCAGGACAGACCCCUCCUAGAGACAGAAGGCGUAGUUAGCUCAGAAGUAGGCGCGGUACCUGGAAUUUUGCAUCAAGAUCUACAUCCAGAUGGUCAACCCAGGCGUCCGAUGAACGCAUUCAUGAUCUUUGCACGUCACCGACGGCCUGCCAUCCAAGCUAAAGAACCCGGGUUGAAGACCGGCGAGAUCUCCAAGCGCCUUAGUCAUGACUGGAAAAACCUUCCUGACGAAGACAAAUCUCACUACCUUGAUCAGGCUAAGCUCCUGAAGGACGAAUUUCAUAAUCGAUUCCCAGAGUAUGUUUACAAACGCCGUCCUAACAACACCGGCAAACGUCGCUCAAGCACAUCGCAGCAGCAAAUACAGACCAAGUUCCCGUCUAUGCAUGGUGGUCCUCAGAUGAUGGCUCCCUCUGCCCCUGGCUCUAUGGGUGGUCUUCCGCAUCCUGCAGAUAUGCAUCAUCAUCCACAUCAUCACCCUAUGCAUAACGACAUGUAUGGCCAGCCUGCCCCUCAUCAUCACCAGAUGUCACAUCCCCAUCAUCAUUCGGUCCCCUCGCAGCCUUCGCGACCACCUUCCUCCAUGAAUCGACCUCCGUCUAAAGUGAAUGGCUUUUACCCGUCUCCUAACCCCUCGUCUCCUCGGUAUCACCAAAUUGGACCACCCCCUCAACUCUCAAAUGGCUCCCAGGCUGCACGCGUUCCGUCACUCUCUCAUUAUCCUACGGGUGCUGGCCCUCCUAGCGUGAACGGUCCCAUUGCACACUUAUCUCGUCCGCCUUCGCCACCAUCAGGCCAUUCUGGAAACGGCUUACCCUCCUACAUGAGGCUACCCCAACCUAUCGCUCAUCAAAACCCAUCUCAGUGUACGUGGUUUAACAACGAUCAGUACGCUGGAGGCCCCCCAAGGCAAAACUCGGUUUCCGCUCCACUGAGCGCUGGCCGACAGUCAUUCUACUAUCCGUCUUGGCCGGCCAAUGGAGGUGAAAACGGAACGCUACAGCCAGAACAAACAGGUCAAGAUCCAUCCGCAAAUCACAGUCGGGCUGCCUCUUAUUCGGGAGGUACGGGUCUGUAUCAACCCCCUUCUCCCUCACCAGCCGACCGAGCACGCCAGCUCUCACUACCAUCUCACACUCUCUCUGCUUCUACCGAACAUAAUUACGUCAAAACGGAGGGGACAUAUACUGGGGCAGGGAUGACGUCCGAAACCACGACUGGAUCACCUUAUGGCUCCACUGCAACAAAUGUUGCACCCAUCAAACCAGAUCCCCAUCAGAUGAACUCGGGCCCAUCGCCAGGGUAUCCAAAUUACCCAGUCACUUCAGGCGCGAACGAUUCAAGGUCGUACUCUACGUCAUCCGCUCCUUCUCCCAUAGCACCAGCCUUCACAACGACUGGUCCUCGCGCAAUCUAUCACCAAAAUUCUACAGACGCAGGAUCGUAUGAUCUUGGCAACCCUUCCCAACCUACUCCUCAAACCCAACCUACCUCAUCUGUGGCUUAUUAG
This is a messenger RNA of Melampsora larici-populina 98AG31, 2451 nucleotides long. RefSeq lists its product as uncharacterized. Lineage: Eukaryota; Fungi; Basidiomycota; Pucciniomycetes; Pucciniales; Melampsoraceae. Bases 697 to 2451 code for a protein of 584 amino acids. Gene Ontology annotation, biological process: anatomical structure morphogenesis; regulation of transcription by RNA polymerase II; cell differentiation. The record is from RefSeq and is a predicted model, not a curated record. The transcript has 8 exons. Gene Ontology annotation, molecular function: RNA polymerase II cis-regulatory region sequence-specific DNA binding; DNA-binding transcription factor activity, RNA polymerase II-specific.